Molecule: messenger RNA, 1725 nt
Organism: Pocillopora damicornis (cauliflower coral)
Lineage: Eukaryota; Metazoa; Cnidaria; Anthozoa; Scleractinia; Pocilloporidae
Source: RefSeq, a predicted model, not a curated record
AUGGACGACAUGGACACAAAGGAAUUCCUUCCAGUGCACCUUAUCCUGGGAGUGUGUGACUAUAACAAGAUCAAGACUGAGACAGCACCUCUUAUUGGAGCCACGAACGAGCCUAUCGCGGAAAAAACCAAGUUUGGAUGGACCAUUAUUUCACCAGGCAAGGAAGUGGAUCUGUCUCCAAUGUUCCUGACUCAAACAUCAACAGUGGAUUACAACAACUUGUGCAGAUUGGACGUACUUGGACUCGCAGAUUGUGCAACUGGUGAUCAAGAGGAGGUGUAUUCCGAGUUCAAGGAGCAACUUAGACGAGAUGAAGAGGGUUGGUACGAAACUAGCCUUCCAUGGAAAGGGAACCACCCACCUCUACCAAGCAACGAAGCAGGCAGUCUUCACAGGUUAACCGGCCUCGUAAAGAAGCUGCACAGCCAAGGAACAAUAGAGCGUUACGAUCAAGUGAUCCAAGACCAAAUCAAGACCGGAAUAGUCGAGAGAGUUGGCGGACCUGCAACUGGGCAGCACGAAUUUUACAUCCCUCACAAGGCAGUGGUACGUGACACAGCAGAAACCACCAAGCUUUGUGUAGUGUAUGAUGCGUCAGCACGGGCCUACUCUGGUGCACCAUCGCUAAAUGAGUGUUUAAAUCCUGGUCCACCUCUUCAAAACAAGCUCUGGAGUGUCCUUGUUCGUUCACGAUUUCAUCCAGUUGCAGUGACAGGAGACAUCAAGCAAGCUUUCCUCCAAGCGCGAAUCAAAGAGCAAGACCGUGAUGCGCUAAGAUUUCAUUGGUUGAAGGACCCAAGCAGUCAAACAGUGGAGACGCUGAGGUUUACUAGAGCCCUCUUCGGUCUUACAUCAUCGCCGUUCCUCCUGGGAGGCGUAAUUCAACACCUGCUGGAGAGUUGCAGACAAAACUACCCGGACAUUGUCAGCGAAAUUGAACGAAGCUUAUACGUAAACGACCUGAUCAGUGGUGGCCCUACAAGUCAAAAGGCAAAAGAGAUCAAAUCAGCUUCUCAGAACGUAUUCACCAAGGGCACCUUCGAGUUGCAUAAAUGGCAUUCGAAUGUGAAAGAGUCGGAAUCAGCCGCGUCAGAACCAGUUUCGAUCGAGGAAGGAACGUACGCAAAAGAGCAGUUAAACGUAUCCGGAAGACAAGGAGCUACCCUGCUUGGUUUACCAUGGGACAAAGAAAACGAUACUGUCGGCGUGAGUUUUCCACAAGAGAAGGCUGAUCCUAGCAAGCGGGGAGUUUUAAGCAAACUGGCAAGGAUCUAUGACCCACUGGGACUGGCCUCUCCCAUCUCAUUGGGGGAGGGUAGGAGGCAUGAUGCAGGGAUGUUGCACGAUUCUGGGCUACUUUACAACCUGGAACCCUAUGCCUACUCAGCAACAGGGCUACCAAUGUGUUUGUAUGGCGACCCUGCUUACCCCCUAAGAGUCCAUCUUCAGGGGCCAUUCCGGAACCCCCACCUUACUCCCUUGAUGGAAGCAUACAACAGUUCAAUGAGUUCAGUAAGGGUGUCUGUAGAGUGGUUAUUUGGAGAUAUCAUAGAAUAUUUCAAGUUCAUAGAUUUCAAAAAGAAUCUCAAGAUAAGAAUGAGCAGCAUUAGAAAGAUGUACAUUGUUUGUGCACUUCUGCAAAAUGCUUUGAGUUGCUUGUAUGGCGACAAUACUGCAACAUUUUUUGACCUUGAGCCUCCCACCCUGCAAGACUAUUUUACAUAG